This is a messenger RNA of Monopterus albus (swamp eel), 2168 nucleotides long. It is a transcript of the gene fzd2, whose product is annotated as frizzled class receptor 2. The coding region runs from base 175 to 1812 and encodes 545 amino acids. The transcript has a single exon. Lineage: Eukaryota; Metazoa; Chordata; Actinopteri; Synbranchiformes; Synbranchidae. Gene Ontology annotation, molecular function: Wnt receptor activity; Wnt-protein binding. Gene Ontology annotation, cellular component: plasma membrane. Gene Ontology annotation, biological process: canonical Wnt signaling pathway; non-canonical Wnt signaling pathway. The record is from RefSeq and is a predicted model, not a curated record.
GUCACCCAGCGGUGUUUUAAGCAGAUACCAAGCACAAAGAGCGCAGCGCUAGGGUCUUCACCAUCAGACCUCUUCCGUUUACCUCGCUGAUGAACUUUUGGCUGAACUGAUGAUAGAAACUAAAUCACUUUACAGUAAGUUAAUCGGGAUAAGUUGUUGUUUGAACUUAGGAAUAUGGCUUUUUCUAACACCUGGGCUGUCGCACUCCUGCUGCCUCUGCUGAUAUCAGCCCAGUAUAAGGGGGACAACGGAAUAGUCGUCCCGGAGCAUGGAUUUUGUCAGCCGAUUUCAAUACCUCUGUGCACGGACAUAGCCUAUAACCAAACCAUCAUGCCCAAUUUAGUAGGCCAUUACAACCAGGAGGACGCAGGGCUCGAGGUGCACCAGUUUUACCCUCUUGUAAAGGUGCAGUGCUCGCCGGAGUUGAAAUUCUUCCUGUGCUCCAUGUAUGCGCCUGUAUGCACAGUGCUGGACACGGCCAUUCCUCCCUGCAGGUCAAUCUGCGAGAGAGCCAAGCAGGGCUGCGAGGCUCUCAUGAACAAGUUUGGCUUUCAGUGGCCGGACCGACUACGUUGUGAGAAUUUCCCUGUGAUGGGAAACGGACAGAUGUGUGUGGGACAAAACGACUCGUCCUCGGUCACCGUGCCACCCAUCGUGCCUGUCCCGAGUACGCAGGACCGCCCCGCGUUCCCCACGCAUGACAGGCCUUUCCAUUGCCCGUCUGUUCUCAAAGUCCCACCGUAUUUGAAUUAUAGGUUUUUAGAGGAGAAGGAUUGUGCAGCUCCCUGUGAGCCAUCAAGGAGCGGUGGGUACAUGUUUUUCACUGAUAAAGAGAUUCAUUUCUCCCGCAUUUGGAUUUUGGUUUGGUCUGUGCUUUGUUGUGCAUCUACCUUAUUUACAGUAACAACCUAUUUAAUUGACAUGCAACGCUUCAGAUACCCUGAGCGACCCAUCAUCUUUCUGUCUGGCUGCUACACUAUGGUCUCCAUAGCUUACAUAGCUGGCUACUUCCUGGGGGACAAGGUGGCCUGCAAUGAGAGCUUUAGCCCUGACGCAUAUAAAACCAUUGUCCAAGGCACCAAAAAGGAGGGCUGCACCAUCCUCUUCAUGAUGCUCUAUUUCUUCAGCAUGGCCAGUUCCAUCUGGUGGGUCAUCCUAUCUCUCACAUGGUUCCUGGCAGCAGGUAUGAAGUGGGGCCACGAGGCUAUUGAGGCCAGCUCUCAGUAUUUUCACCUGGCAGCUUGGGCAGUGCCAGCCGUCAAGACCAUCAGCAUCCUGGCCAUUGGACAGAUUGAAGGUGAUAUGCUCAGUGGUGUCUGCUUUGUCAGUCUCAGCAAUCUGGACCCUCUACGAGGCUUUGUGUUGGCCCCUCUCUUCAUUUAUCUCUUCAUCGGGACUUCUUUCUUGCUGGCCGGCUUUGUGUCACUGUUCAGAAUCCGCACCAUCAUGAAACACGAUGGCACCAAGACAGAGAAGCUGGAGCGGCUUAUGGUGCGGAUCGGCGUUUUCAGCGUGCUUUACACUGUCCCUGCCACCAUUGUUAUUGCCUGCUUCUUCUAUGAGCAGGCCUUCCGCCCCCACUGGGAGCGCAGCUGGGUCAGCCAUAACUGCAGGGCCCUGGCCAUCCCCUGCCCUAUGCCAACCGGGCCCCGCAUGACCCCAGACUUCACUGUCUACAUGAUCAAGUACCUGAUGACACUAAUAGUGGGCAUCACCUCUGGUUUCUGGAUUUGGUCCGGAAAGACUCUACAUUCCUGGCAUAAAUUCUACACAAGGCUGACAAAUGCCAAACACGGAGAGACCACUGUGUAGAGUAAAGGGACAACUUUAAGUUGCUGGGAGCAAUUUGUGUAUUAUUAUCUGUUUGACAUGUAACAGGUAAGUAGCACACGGUGUAGCUAUUAGUUAAUACAGCAUUUGUAUUCACCUCAGCUUUAUAGCCACACAUGCAUGCCAAACUGAGGAUUAGGGUUUGACAGAAGGACAAGCUGGAUAAACAAGGAAUGAACCUGACUGUCUGAACAAAUAAGAAGCAUGGCUAUGGAUGCCAUGUGCGGCAGCGCUCUCCUCCCCCUCCCUGGCUCUUUUCUCAAAGCGAACAUAAACUCAAGGGGUGUGAUGAUCCAGCAGCUGAGAAGCACAACGAGCAGUGGAAGAAAAACGUAUCU